AUGUCGCCUGUAGAUCCAACCAAGGAUAGUCUUCUCCAAACCAAUCCAUACUACAUGCCCCACCACUGUAUUGAAAGGCCAGACAGUGCAACCACGAAACUUCGAGUGGUUUUCGACGCAUCUUGCGCUACUGACACAGGAUUAUCACUAAAUGAUGCUCUAAUGGUUGGUCACAACGAACAAGACGAUCUAUACAGCAUCAUUCUUCGCUUUCAUCGUCAUCGGUAUGCCGUCGUAGCCGAUUUAGAAAAAAUGUACCGGCAGGUGUUAGUACAUCCUUCAGACUGUCACCUGCAACGUAUCCUUUGGCGUGAUUCUCCUACCGACCCAAUUCAGUGUUACGAACUUUUAACCGUUACAUACGGCACCGCGUCAGCGCCAUUCCUGGCAACGCGUUGUCUGCAACAGUUAGCAACAGAAGGGAAAUCGACCCACUCAAGGGCUGCUAAAGCUUUGUUGAAGAAUUUCUAUAUAGACGAUCUACUUGGCGGUACCGAUACAGAGGAAGAAGGAACGGAGCUUUGCAGUCAACUUAUUUCACUUCUGCAAUCGGCAGGAUUCAACUUGCACAAAUGGGCUUCCAAUAACCCAAACAUAAUUAAAAAUAUUCCUGCUGAGCUCCUAGAAAACCGCGACGUAUUAGAAAUUGAUUCUUCGUCAUCUCCAGUAAAAACCCUUGGUCUUUUGUGGCAACCGUUCGAAGAUGUCUUUCGUUUUAAGGUACCAGAGUGGCCGGAAAGGAGCGCAAUCACAAAGCGCUCAGUACUGUCGGAUGCUGCCAGAUUGUUCGACCCGUUAGGGUUGUUGGGCCCAACUGUGUUGAUAUCGAAACUUUUUAUGCAACGAUUAUGGGCUUUGAAACUUGCGUGGGAUGUUCCAUUGGAUGAACCCUUACAAAGGUUCUGGAAAGAGUUCUGCGAGGACCUAGAGAUUCUACGUACCUUUUCCGUACCACGAUGGGCAGCUCCUUGUAUCAGUGAAACAAACUUAGAACUACAUGGGUUCUGUGACGCAUCGGAACGCGCAUACGGUGCGUGUCUCUUCUUACGUACAGUAACUGCCACCGGAACGAUUACCGUUCACCUCCUGACCGCUAAAUCAAAGGUAGCUCCCUUAAACUCUGGGAAGAAACGACAAAUCUCCUUACCAAGACUGGAAUUAUCAGCAGCUCUUCUAUUAAGCCACUUAUACGAAAGGGUACAAGAAGCAUUACAAGUGUCCGGUCGAUCGUAUUUUUGGACAGAUUCAAUGAUUGUCGUCCAUUGGCUGGUGGCAACACCAAGUCGAUGGAAGAAAUUUGUAGCAAACCAGGUUGCAGAAAUCCAGCAUAUCACGGCAGCUGGCACAUGGGGACACGUAGCGGGAACCGAAAACCCAGCAGAUGCGAUUUCACGCGGAAUGCCAGCCUCUCAACUCGUCGAAUACAAUCCCUGGUGGCAUGGGCCUGCUUGGUUGAGCCAAUCCUGCAGGUUUUGGCCUACUCUACUCAGAACUACCGACGAUCUCUUCGAAGCAGACCACUUGGAGGAAAAGGUCGUUACUUCGUUACCUGUUGUUGACACCAGUAGUAUUUUCGGUAUUAAAUCGUCCUUUACUGAACUCAUACGCAUGGUUGCCUACAUACGAAGAUUCUCUUACAAUUCGAAAAAAGGGAACAGAAACCUAAGAAUAACUGGACCCUUAUCCACAAGCGAACUUGAAGCAUCUUUACGGAACCUUGUUCAAUUAUCACAGCAGGAAUCUUUUCCGGAUGAAAAACGGUCAAUUCAAACAAAUGGCCAAGUUAAAUCUACGUCCAAGAUAAAGGCAUUAUCACCAAUCCUUGUGAAUGAUAUUCUACGUGUGCGCGGUCGCUUGCGCAACGCCUUAGUUUCGUAUGAUCAGAAACAACCGAUGAUUUUAGACAGUAAGCAUCCUUUAACACUUCUCAUUGCGAGACAUUAUCACAUCAAUUUGUUACAUGCUGGGCCGCAGCUCUUAAAGUCAGCACUGCGUCAAAGAUUUUGGCCAAUUCGACUUCGCAAUCUUGCUCGAAAUGUAGUGCAUCAAUGCAUCACUUGCUUUCGAUGCAAACCCACCGUAUCGAACCAACUUAUGGCAGAUCUUCCGCCAGCUCGUGUGUCUCCUACACUUCCAUUCCUAAAUGCAGGUGUGGAUUUCUGUGGCCCCUUCCAUUUGAAGCCACCUCAUCGAAAGGCUGCCCCACAAAAAUGCUAUGUAGCAGUAUUCUUCUGCAUGUCAACGAAGGCCGUACAUUUAGAGCUCGUUAGCGAUCUUUCGGCUGAUUCGUUUCUCGCAUCACUAAAACGAUUUACGACAAGGCGUGGGAUUCCAAAAUCCAUUUUCAGCGACAACGCCACCAACUUUGUCGGUACUCAUCGCAUUUUGAACGAAUUUGCCCAACUGUUCCGUUCAUAA
This is a messenger RNA of Wyeomyia smithii (pitcher-plant mosquito), 2418 nucleotides long. RefSeq lists its product as uncharacterized. Gene Ontology annotation, molecular function: nucleic acid binding. Gene Ontology annotation, biological process: DNA integration. NCBI's taxonomy places the organism in Eukaryota, Metazoa, Arthropoda, Insecta, Diptera, Culicidae. The record is from RefSeq and is a predicted model, not a curated record. The transcript has a single exon. The coding region runs from base 1 to 2418 and encodes 805 amino acids.